Molecule: messenger RNA, 2527 nt
Organism: Westerdykella ornata
Lineage: Eukaryota; Fungi; Ascomycota; Dothideomycetes; Pleosporales; Sporormiaceae
Exons: 3
Coding region: 187-2391 (734 amino acids)
Source: RefSeq, a predicted model, not a curated record
CUGUGCCGCAAUGCUCCUCGCAGCGCGCACGCCAGGUAAAAGCAACGAUGCGGCACCGCGAGGACCACUCGUCCUACUUUCGCCCUUUGAUACCCACUGUCACAAGUCUCGAGUUGAUGGCGCUUUCCUCCUGAGCUACGUGUCGCCCUAGCUACGGAUCAGAAUUUUUCGAGAAACGAGUCAGCCAUGAAGAGUUGGAAACACGCCAAUUGGAAUCCUUUCGCGAGGGGUCGUUUGAAUGGCGAGGAUGGACUGGAUGCCUCGUCUCAUUUGGCGGGUUUGCAAGCAGAGAGGGAAGAACUACGGGAGCAUGCCAAUGCGUUACCAUCAUCACGAGGACCUACUAAGCCGGAAUCGACAUCGAGUGCCAGCAUGACGAAAGUCGCGAGCUGGCCCGAAGAGGCAAGGCCGCUGAAGCAGCACACCUGGGUGUCGUACCUGUAUCUGAUUGGGGACGUGAUAUUGGCGUUGCUACCUGUUUACUUCAUCCUGCUGGGCGUUGCUGCCAUUGUACUGAACGGGCAACCGACGAAGGAUAAUGGCUUCGGGAAAAAGGUCGAGGUUGCUACCGAUUUGGGUCCGACUCUAUUUCCCAUUGUUUUUGCGGCUAUUAGCGGUCGCAGUAUGAAGAUGAUUGCUCGGUAUCUGGCAGAGAGGGGCGCCAAACUGAGUACACUUGAGCUACUCAUGGCCAGCCAAUCAGUGUGGGGCACCGUCGAAAGCCAGCUGUUGAUGAGACGACUUACUCUGGUAGGAGCUAAUCUGCUCUUCCUGUGGGCAAUGUCUCCAUUGGGCGGUCAGGCGUCUCUUCGAUUAUUGGAGACUAAGAUAAGCUCCAAUUCCACAUGGACUACGCUACGGUAUCCGUCCAUGGGACCUGGAGCCUUGGCCUUCGCAAUGGAGGGCACCUACAUUAGCAAUGCGGAUCUGGCCCCGGUCAAUCCAAUCUUCACAGCAUCGAUAUUGGCUCCUGGUUCCAUCAAGAACAGCAUGGAAGACGCCUGGGGGAACGUCAAGAUCCCACGUGUAGAAAGUCUCAACGCAUCUGUCGCGGAUAAAGACGGGUGGAUCACUGUUAACCAAAACGCCGUCGCCGCAGAGAACUAUUCUAGCCUGGUUGGGAUUCCCGUUAUUGGUCGACCUCAGGAUAGGGACGCAAAAUUCAACCUAGAGACAAGUUAUAUGACCAUGGACUGUCAACCGUUCCGUCAGACUAGCAUUCCCAGGUUCAAUUUUUCCGAAAUGGAACGUCUUGUUCCUGGGAGUGGCGAUAGGUGGUUCAAUCUUUCUACGGCCAAAGACCCUCUGGACCAGUCAACCUUCUAUCUACGGACUGUGUUUCCCUACGUUGAUGCGGAUUACACUAAUCCUAGAGUUGAAGCGCUUUUCGGGUUUGUGAAUGACUCACUGACAACCACUUUCGAAAAACGCGUCAUCACGUACGCUUCGGGUUUUUAUAGAGCCGACGUAUUCGCCAUGAACGUAGCGAAUUGCUCGGUAAGUCAAAUGCACCUCGAAGCAACCGUCUUCUGUGAAAAGGAUCGCUGUCGAGUUCAGCGUGUCCGCCGUGCACCGUCCGUUCAUGUGGUCGAGGAGUUGACGCCACUCGAGCAUGGCUUGGUACGCGAUAAGCUAUUCAACUCCAUCACCAAAGCAUUCGGACCACUUGCCAAAGGAUCAGUCCCUACUGAGCAGUUCAUCUUCAACACCUCAACAUUCCCAAUGGUCCCACCGACGGCUGAGAUCACCGAUAACCCAGGAUGGAUGGAUCUCUCCCUGCUGCGACCAGAGGUUUUCUCACGACGAUUAGCGCUCGUAUUAAACACUUACUAUCAACUGAGCCUUGCACCCGAGGCCUACACGGGCACUCUCCCCGCCGGCAAUCUCACAUUGUACGGGCCCGAACCAUCCGGUGAAUACGACCUAGAUGCAUAUCUGCCUCCGGGCAUGUCAGCCCGAUCCAACACCAUUUCGGAGUGGUAUCAGGCAUUUGGACGGCGUGUGACUGACGCGCAAUUCAUGUUUGUUGGAGCGGCAACGAAUGCAACCGUCAUCCAGAAGGAAGAAAUUUAUGCUUGCAAUUACGCGUGGACGGCAUUGCUGAUGACCGCCGCAGGAAUCCUUCUGCUCAUUGGGUCGACAUCACUUGUCCUGAAACGCAAAACACUCGGCCCUGAGAUGUUUGGCUUUGUAGCGAGCAUGACCUAUGAGAACCCUCACGUGAAUAUUCCCAGAGGAGGGACGAUGCUAGACGCGAUGGAGCGGGCACGAUUGUUGAAAGAUAUGGAAGUGCGAAUUGGCGAUGUGCGUGUCGACGGCGACGUUGGACACAUAGCGUUCGCAGCAGGUGUACCCUUACGAAAGUUGGAGAGAAGUCGAACAUACGUCUGAUCAACUGUCAAGAGAAGGGCCAGGGAAGCUUGCUGGAUUAUGCGGAAGGGAAAAGAACUACGGAGUACUGUGGGAGGGGAUUGUGGCUGGGAGCUGGAUGAAACGAAGGAUUUGCGAUCAUGGUCCCUUCAAAAAC